CCCCACCCUGCGCUCCCUCCCAGCCAGAGCCCUCCCGCUCCUCUUUCUCCUCCUCCUCGCGAGCCUCCUCCCCUCGCGCGCGGCGCUGACAGCCAGCCUCGGCGGGGAGAGUGCAGGUACUUUGCCUUCAGAAUAAUUUGCAGGACCCGAGUCGGCUUUCGGGGCGCCCUUUCUUCUUCCUUUGCCCCCUCCCUCCGGAAAAGAAGAUCCCACUUUCGAAACAAUCAGGACCCGAAGCACCCCACCAAAGCCAAACCCUGACGGGUGCUGUGCAUGUGCCGCCCCUUUUUGCAGUUUAUUCUGGGCCUGUGUGGAAUAGAAAGACAAUUCUUUAUUUGACUGGUAGGAAAGAAAAGAGAAGACUCCUCAGGGUUUCCAAGGAGGACUGGAACGCCUGCUUUAGUGAAGAAAUGAAGAAUCAAAGAAGUAAAGGACCAGUCUCAAAGUCACACAACUAGGAAAUCUUGAGGAGUUGGAUACUUUUCAUCCUCCAGUCAUAAAAUCAUCUCGUAGGGGGAGGCUGCACAUUGGUAGAAAUAAAAGGCAAGCAGUUCCUGGCCCAUGAGAUUCCAGUUAGAGGUAUCUGACUGACAGCAUGUUGGCACCAGCACCGAGGGAAGCAAUGGGCUUCAGCUCCAGGUUCCUGUCCUGAGACCACAGCAGAAUGUGCCUUGGACAAAGGCUUGGAUUCCUGGAUCAUCUGGCAACUUCAAAAAUCUGGUCUCAGGGUGGUGAACAUUUUCUUUGAAUUCCUAACCUGUGAGCUUACGAUGAUGGUGCCUGUCCAUUAACUGAACAACUGUGGUUUUGAACUUCUUGAGGCCAGGGACUGUGUCUGAAAACACCUAAGGUGGCUAACACAAGGGAGACGUCUGGUGAACACCCGUGGGAUCUAAAGAACAAUUUUUCAAACUGACAAGGGUGACUAUUUGUAAAAGAGCACAACUGCUCUGAAAGUGUUCCAGCUGAAAUUUCAGAUCGGCCAGACUCGCUGCGGCUCCGGAGGCAGUGAUUCCAAGCUGCUCGCGCACGCUGCUGCCAAGCUGCAGGAUGGUGCACGUAGCCAGGCUGCUGCUGCUGCUCCUCACUUUCUUCCUCCGCGCGGAUGCUGAGACACCUCCAAGGUUUACACGAACACCCGUUGAUCAGACAGGGGUCUCUGGCGGAGUUGCCUCUUUCAUCUGCCAAGCUACGGGAGACCCAAGACCUAAAAUUGUGUGGAACAAAAAAGGAAAGAAAGUCAGCAACCAGAGAUUUGAGGUAGUAAUAGAGUUUGACGAUGGGUCUGGAUCAGUUCUCAGAAUACAGCCCUUACGGACUCCGAGGGAUGAGGCCAUUUAUGAAUGUGUGGCCUCAAAUAAUGUGGGAGAAAUAAGUGUAUCCACCAGACUCACCGUUUUACGGGAAGAUCAGAUUCCCAGGGGCUUCCCUACCAUUGACAUGGGCCCACAGUUGAAGGUGGUUGAACGUACGCGCACGGCCACCAUGCUUUGUGCAGCCAGUGGCAAUCCGGAUCCAGAAAUCACUUGGUUUAAAGAUUUCUUACCCGUGGACACAAGCAACAACAAUGGUCGUAUUAAGCAGUUACGAUCAGAAUCUAUUGGUGGUACACCAAUAAGAGGAGCCCUUCAGAUUGAGCAGAGUGAAGAGUCUGACCAAGGAAAAUAUGAGUGUGUUGCCACCAACAGCGCGGGCACUCGCUAUUCCGCUCCUGCCAAUUUAUAUGUCAGAGAGCUGCGAGAAGUUCGCCGUGUCCCACCAAGAUUCUCUAUCCCACCCACUAACCAUGAAAUCAUGCCAGGUGGAAGCGUUAAUAUCACCUGUGUGGCCGUGGGGUCACCAAUGCCUUAUGUAAAGUGGAUGUUGGGGGCAGAAGAUCUGACACCUGAAGAUGAUAUGCCAAUAGGAAGAAAUGUGCUAGAACUGAAUGAUGUAAGACAGUCAGCAAAUUACACCUGUGUUGCCAUGUCGACACUAGGUGUCAUUGAAGCAAUAGCACAGAUCACUGUCAAAGCCUUACCCAAACCUCCAGGAACUCCUGUCGUGACCGAGAGCACAGCUACAAGCAUCACACUGACGUGGGACUCUGGGAAUCCGGAGCCUGUGUCUUACUACAUCAUUCAGCAUAAACCUAAAAACUCCGAGGAACCUUACAAAGAAAUUGACGGGGUGGCGACCACACGCUACAGCGUCGCUGGACUAAGUCCCUACUCGGACUAUGAAUUCAGGGUUGUUGCUGUCAAUAACAUUGGGCGGGGGCCUCCCAGCGAACCUGUGCAAACACAAACCUCAGAGCAAGCGCCAUCCAGUGCCCCGAGGGAUGUCCAGGCACGAAUGUUGAGUUCGACCACCAUUUUGGUACAGUGGAAGGAACCUGAAGAGCCAAAUGGACAGAUCCAAGGAUAUAGAGUUUAUUAUACAAUGGAUCCCACUCAGCAUGUCAACAACUGGAUGAAACACAAUGUAGCUGACAGCCAAAUCACUACUAUUGGCAACUUAGUGCCCCAGAAAACAUAUUCUGUCAAAGUCCUGGCUUUUACCUCAAUUGGAGAUGGCCCACUUUCAAGUGACAUACAAGUCAUCACUCAGACCGGAGUACCAGGGCAGCCACUAAACUUCAAAGCAGAACCUGAGUCUGAAACAAGUAUUUUGCUCUCUUGGACACCUCCACGUUCAGAUACCAUUGCCAACUAUGAACUGGUCUACAAAGAUGGGGAGCACGGAGAGGAGCAACGAAUUACCAUUGAGCCAGGGACAUCAUAUAGGUUGCAAGGACUGAAACCAAACAGCUUAUACUACUUCCGUCUGGCUGCACGCUCUCCCCAAGGCCUGGGUGCUUCUACUGCGGAAAUAUCAGCUAGAACCAUGCAGUCAAAGCCGUCAGCUCCUCCUCAAGACAUUAGUUGCACCAGCCCAAGUUCCACUAGUAUUUUGGUAAGUUGGCAACCUCCACCAGUGGAAAAACAGAAUGGCAUUAUCACUGAAUACUCCAUCAAGUAUACUGCAGUGGAUGGGGAAGAUGACAAGCCUCACGAGAUUUUGGGAAUUCCUUCGGACACUACCAAAUACCUUUUGGAACAGCUGGAAAAAUGGACUGAAUACCGGAUCACUGUGACGGCCCAUACGGAUGUCGGCCCUGGCCCUGAGAGCUUGUCCGUGUUGAUUCGAACCGAUGAAGAUGUUCCUAGUGGUCCUCCUCGCAAAGUCGAGGUAGAGGCUGUCAACUCAACAUCUGUUAAAGUCUCAUGGCGCUCACCUGUGCCCAAUAAACAGCAUGGCCAGAUAAGAGGAUACCAGGUGCAUUAUGUGAGAAUGGAAAAUGGUGAGCCCAAGGGCCAGCCCAUGCUGAAAGAUGUCAUGCUGGCUGAUGCACAGUGGGAAUUUGAUGAUACUACUGAACAUGACAUGAUCAUUUCUGGGCUCCAGCCUGAAACUUCCUACUCCCUUACCGUCACAGCCUACACAACCAAAGGAGAUGGCGCUCGCAGCAAGCCCAAACUGGUGUCCACCACUGGGGCAGUUCCAGGGAAACCUCGACUUGUGAUUAACCACACUCAGAUGAAUACUGCUCUCAUUCAGUGGCACCCUCCCGUGGACACAUUUGGACCUCUUCAGGGCUACCGUCUAAAAUUUGGCCGCAAGGAUAUGGAGCCACUUACCACUCUUGAGUUCUCUGAAAAAGAAGAUCACUUUACAGCUACAGACAUCCACAAAGGAGCAUCAUACGUCUUUAGGCUCUCAGCCAGAAACAAAGUGGGCUUUGGGGAGGAGAUGGUGAAGGAGAUUUCCAUUCCCGAAGAAGUACCAACUGGAUUCCCUCAAAACCUUCACUCAGAAGGCACCACUUCAACCUCCGUCCAGUUAACUUGGCAACCACCUGUCCUGGCAGAGAGAAAUGGCAUUAUCACCAAGUAUACCCUUCUUUAUAGGGAUAUCAACAUCCCCCUUCUUCCAAUGGAGCAGCUUAUUGUUCCAGCUGACACCACUAUGACACUCACUGGCUUAAAACCAGAUACCACAUACGAUGUAAAAGUACGUGCUCAUACGAGCAAAGGGCCCGGGCCAUAUAGUCCCAGUGUCCAGUUCAGGACACUGCCUGUGGAUCAAGCAGUGUUUGCAAAAAAUUUUCAUGUCAAAGCAGUAAUGAAGACUUCUGUGUUGCUGUCUUGGGAGAUUCCAGAGAAUUAUAACUCCGCCAUGCCUUUCAAAAUUCUUUAUGAUGAUGGGAAAAUGGUAGAAGAAGUGGAUGGCCGAGCCACACAGAAAUUAAUUGUCAACCUGAAGCCUGAGAAGUCAUAUUCAUUCGUGCUGACAAAUCGUGGAAACAGCGCUGGUGGGCUGCAGCACAGGGUCACAGCAAAGACUGCGCCCGAUGUAUUACGUACCAAGCCUGCCUUCAUUGGGAAGACCAACUUGGAUGGCAUGAUUACUGUGCAACUGCCUGAAGUACCUGCAAAUGAGAAUAUAAAAGGUUACUACAUAAUAAUUGUGCCUUUGAAGAAAUCUCGUGGGAAAUUUAUCAAGCCAUGGGAGAGUCCAGAUGAAAUGGAAUUAGAUGAGCUGCUUAAGGAGAUAUCUAGGAAACGCAGAAGCAUCCGUUAUGGGAGAGAAGUUGAAUUAAAGCCAUAUAUUGCCGCUCACUUUGAUGUCCUUCCCACUGAGUUCACCCUGGGGGAUGACAAGCAUUAUGGUGGAUUUACAAACAAGCAACUCCAAAGUGGUCAAGAAUAUGUCUUCUUUGUGUUAGCAGUAAUGGAACAUGCAGAGUCUAAGAUGUAUGCAACCAGCCCGUACUCUGACCCUGUGGUGUCAAUGGACCUGGAUCCACAGCCAAUCACGGAUGAAGAAGAAGGCUUGAUCUGGGUUGUAGGUCCGGUCCUUGCAGUGGUCUUUAUCAUCUGCAUUGUCAUUGCUAUUCUUCUUUAUAAAAGCAGUAAACCUGACAGGAAGAGGGCAGAGUCUGACUCUAGAAAGAGCAGCAUACCGAACAGUAAGGAGAUCCCUUCACACCACCCAACAGACCCUGUAGAACUGAGACGCCUUAACUUUCAAACACCGGGUUCAGAUGAUUCCGGUUACCCUGGUAACCUUCAUUCUUCAAGUAUGGCUAGCCAUCCUCCAAUACCUAUCUUGGAACUUGCAGACCACAUUGAAAGAUUGAAAGCAAAUGACAAUUUGAAGUUUUCCCAGGAAUAUGAGUCAAUUGACCCUGGCCAGCAGUUCACAUGGGAGCAUUCAAACUUGGAAGUAAACAAACCAAAGAAUAGAUAUGCGAAUGUGAUCGCAUAUGAUCAUUCCCGGGUUCUCCUAUCAGCUAUAGAAGGAAUCCCAGGAAGUGACUACGUGAAUGCCAACUACAUAGAUGGCUAUAGGAAACAAAAUGCCUAUAUUGCAACACAGGGAUCUCUCCCCGAAACAUUUGGGGACUUUUGGAGAAUGAUAUGGGAGCAACGGAGUGCCACAGUGGUCAUGAUGACAAAACUAGAAGAAAGAUCAAGGGUGAAGUGUGACCAGUAUUGGCCCAGUAGAGGCACUGAAACCCAUGGACUGGUUCAAGUAACGCUGCUUGAUACCGUGGAGCUGGCCACAUAUUGUGUUCGAACAUUUGCACUUUACAAGAAUGGUUCCAGUGAGAAGAGAGAAGUGAGACAAUUCCAGUUCACCGCCUGGCCUGAUCAUGGUGUUCCAGAACACCCUACACCUUUUCUAGCUUUCUUACGUAGAGUCAAAACCUGUAACCCUCCCGACGCUGGUCCGAUGGUUGUGCACUGCAGUGCGGGAGUUGGCCGGACUGGCUGUUUCAUCGUCAUAGAUGCCAUGUUAGAAAGAAUAAAGCAUGAAAAAACUGUAGAUAUUUAUGGCCAUGUAACUUUAAUGAGAGCCCAGAGGAAUUACAUGGUUCAAACAGAAGACCAAUACAUCUUUAUCCAUGAUGCACUGUUAGAAGCAGUGACUUGUGGAAAUACCGAAGUGCCAGCUAGAAACUUGUAUGCCUACAUUCAGAAGCUGACACAAAUAGAAACAGGAGAGAAUGUCACAGGAAUGGAGCUUGAAUUUAAGCGUCUAGCCAGCUCAAAAGCUCACACCUCAAGAUUUAUCAGUGCCAAUCUUCCAUGUAAUAAAUUCAAAAAUCGCCUUGUUAAUAUUAUGCCAUAUGAAUCCACAAGGGUAUGCCUGCAGCCUAUCCGUGGAGUAGAAGGAUCUGAUUACAUCAAUGCCAGUUUUAUUGAUGGAUACAGACAACAGAAAGCAUACAUCGCUACCCAGGGGCCCUUGGCAGAGACCACCGAAGACUUCUGGCGGAUGCUCUGGGAACACAAUUCCACCAUCGUUGUGAUGCUCACCAAGCUGCGUGAAAUGGGCAGAGAGAAAUGCCACCAAUACUGGCCAGCAGAAAGAUCUGCAAGAUACCAGUACUUUGUUGUGGAUCCCAUGGCCGAGUACAACAUGCCGCAGUAUAUCCUGAGGGAAUUCAAGGUCACAGAUGCCAGGGACGGCCAGUCCCGAACAGUAAGGCAGUUCCAGUUCACUGACUGGCCAGAACAAGGAGUGCCAAAGUCCGGAGAAGGAUUUAUUGACUUCAUCGGCCAAGUCCAUAAAACAAAAGAGCAGUUUGGCCAAGAUGGACCCAUUUCAGUCCAUUGCAGCGCUGGCGUGGGAAGAACUGGAGUCUUCAUAACACUAAGCAUUGUUUUGGAAAGAAUGAGAUAUGAAGGAGUCGUAGAUAUCUUCCAGACUGUCAAAAUGUUAAGAACACAGCGGCCAGCCAUGGUACAGACAGAGGAUCAGUAUCAGUUUUGCUAUCGAGCCGCACUAGAGUACCUGGGCAGCUUUGACCACUAUGCAACGUAGAAACCCCUGACCCAUUCUGGAUUUUUACUACAGGCCCUUCAAUAUCCAUGGAGUCUCCUCUGAGCCAUACAGGGCACUUGAGAAGUCCUUCUUAACUUCUAGCUAACAACUACUUAGUGGGACUAUUACACACAAAACAAAUUAAAAACAAAUUAUUACAGGUGGACCAAGAAUUCACAGUUUAAUAAUCUAACCAGAAAAAUUAUGGAGAGAAUCCUGACUGAUGAGGCAUCUGAAGGAUUUUAUUUACAGAUACCUCAAGGAUUCAAAAUCAAGGGAAGAAGACAUCACAGCAAAGAACCACCAUCUUAUUCAGGAUUGCUUGAAAGGCGCAAGGAGAAAUUGCCAGAAGGCUGCAGUUCGGCUCAAGAUGGUGCCAGUGUGGCUUCUCACAAUGAAAUGGACUCUGCUUUGACAUCACCCCUUCCCACCAUACAGCUCAUAAUAACAUUUUAGGGGGAAAGUGGGGGGGGGGAUGUUUAAGAAGAAAGUCCUUAAUUUAGUUUUUUAGUAUUGUAAAGAUACUGCUGACCUGUGCUUCAUUUCUAACUGUGUAAACUUUUUUUUAACAAAAUGUAUCAUUCGAUAAAGUGAAUUUUAAAAAAGUGACAUAACUUCAUUUUUUAUUUCCAAAUCGUAGGUUUUUUUAAGCUGUAGAACUGUUAUCUGUAAUAUCUUGCUGUAGAAAUCUCAAAUAAUUUGAAAAUUUGCACAUUUUUGUGCAAUACUCAAUCUACAGUAUCAGUCUCGUCAGAUAUAUUACUUUUACACUUCUGUUCAGUUUUGAUUGGUGAGAACGUACCCAUUCUCUUCAAAUAAAGAGAAUUAUUAUUUUGUUUUGUUUUUGGAAUCAACAGGGAGGCGCAAAGUAUAAAGUUGCUGCUAACAUAUAUACAUAUAUAUCCAUAUUUUAUACGGGUGUCUAUGUAUAUAUAGACAGUUUGUCCACACAAAAAGUAGAUACAGCUAUCAGUCAGUUCUUCCAUUAUUUGGUUUUUUUAAAUGUAAAAAAGCUAUUGUAAACAUCUCUUUCCAUUUAUUCUUAAUUUUAUGACACAUUGGUAUUUCUUACUAUCACAAAACUUUCAUUUUUUUUAAGGGAAGCGAGGAAUGCACAUCAGUGAUUGUCAAACCUCACCCCCUAACUUCCUACCCAGUCUGCCCCCCCCCCCCCCGCCCACCCAAUCAUAUUCACAAAUUCUGUUUCGUUAGCCAGGCUUCCAACAAAGUUCAAUAUUUCUAACACUCUAGUGCAAUAAAAAUUAUUAAAUAGCUAAGAGGUGUGCAUGUGGGAAAGGUCAGUGCAUAUCCCUUUAGGAGGGGAGAAUGUUGUAAUAUAUCAGCCUAUCAAGUUGUUUAAAAAAAGUGUAUUCAAUCGUAUAUUGUCUAUAGUAUGUGCUAUGAAAUUUGCAUUUAUGAUAUGUAACAGGGGCAAAGCCAAAUUCAUGUUACUCUGUUCAGUCAGAAACAUUUUGUGGCAUACAGCAUUCCUGGGAAGUGCUGUACUUUGUUUCGUUUUGGUUUUAGGUUUGCAUUUAGAGUGCCUUAUAAUUGAUGCCUAUUUUAAUAGCAUUUCCUUUUAGCUUUUGGUUCGUAUUUCCAUUCACUGUUUGUAUCUGUUACUCUUUCUAUUAAAGCAUUAUCUGUUUA
Cebus imitator (Panamanian white-faced capuchin) is the source of this 8502-nucleotide messenger RNA. It is a transcript of the gene PTPRD, whose product is annotated as protein tyrosine phosphatase receptor type D. The coding region runs from base 1051 to 6852 and encodes 1933 amino acids. The transcript has 48 exons. The record is from RefSeq and is a predicted model, not a curated record. NCBI's taxonomy places the organism in Eukaryota, Metazoa, Chordata, Mammalia, Primates, Cebidae. Gene Ontology annotation, molecular function: protein tyrosine phosphatase activity; protein binding. Gene Ontology annotation, biological process: protein dephosphorylation.